UGUUGGUUGUUCGUUGUCGCUGCGUGUCUCCUCCAACUACCUCUAAAACAUAAUGGCCAGUGCUGUGCCUAUCGGGGCGGUUGCUAAAGAGAACGGGGAUGUGGUGCUCCCCGCCACGCAGCGUCCAGAUGGUACCUGGCGCAAGGAACGGCGAAUAAAGAAGGGCUACAUCCCGCAGGACGAGGUAGCCAAGUUCGAGACGCGAGGGACACAGAACCAGAAGUACCUGAAAAAUCGGCUUCCUCCGGGAAUGGCUCCAGAGCCCGCUUCCGAACCCAACAAGCCUCUCACGGCAGCGCAAAAGAAAAAUCAGGCCCGGGCCGCUGCACGCAAGGCGAAAAAGGCGGCGGGAAGGGCCGCGUGUGUCGGCGACGACGACAACGACGACCAAGAUAUUGUCGAAACCGCCGCUAAGGCACUGGGCGGGCUGAAGGUUUGUGCGGGAGGCGGUGGUGCUUCCGGAGAACAAACAGCGUCGGAGCCAGUGGACUCAGCGAGAAAGAUAAAGGCGCUCAACAAGAAGAUUAGACUGGUUGAGGAGUUGGAGGCGAAGGUGGCGUCGGGGGAGGUGGUUCCUACCGAGGAGCAGCGACAGAAGCUAGCGAGGAAGCCAGCCCUGGUAUCCGAGCUGGCGGAGCUCCAAGCAUAGAGGUGGGAACCGGGAGGGCUAGCCGGUACAAGACUCAAAGGAGACCGGCCUGCGCGCGCGUGGUCCGCGGAGCGGUUGAAAGUUCGGCUGUUGUCGCCAGGGGAUAAGCUUCUUCGCCUUUUGAAAGUGCCUGGAACAUGUUCAACAAGCACAAACGACUAAAUAGUUCUUUCCCUGUCCCAUUGGUGCUCGGUGCUGGACUGGGCUGUGUGCAGGCCCUCGUGUGUAAUUUCUCGUACAAGCGGAUGCGUACCUAUGUAGGCCCAGGGUGCAUGUGGAUCCCUGUUAGGUUAUGGCAUGUCGUGGUUGUCACCGUGGGGUUCCUCGAAGACUGAACUGACGCCCCAUUGGCAGAACAAGAUGAGUUCUACUGAGGGGUCGGCGUUAUUGGUGAACAAUACACUAGAAAUCUUGAGGGCACAUUCGCGAAAGAGUUCGUUCGAAGAGCUGGGUAACAAUAAAAAUGUUCACAAUUCUCUUUCGGUUUGAUGGAGACUGCAUGCUGUUCCCGCUCUUUGGAGGAACAGGCAAGGGCAUGUGGGAUAGGUGCACGGUAUCUAGUGUGCAUGUAUACUGGGUUGUUGGUGUACAUCUUGAUCUGUCUUGUAUCGAAAGCUGCCGUGACCGCGAGCUGAGGCUCUUUGCUUUCAGCGACAUUUUGGGUACCGGUAAACUACAAGACGUUGUGGCAGUCCAUUUUGUUCUUGCAGCUUGGGGGCUCCAUGAACUUGGGGGUUCUGUCGGAAGUUGUGACUGCUCCAACCGCUUCUUUGCGAAGGACUUCGAUUUGUCGGGUCUUUUGAGCUACGGUUGAUUUCCGAGAGUGCGUGGCAAGGCGGCAGGUUUGCGCGUCCCAAUUGGACGUUCCGUACGAAACUGCCCUGGACGAAAAUUCGGCCAUCCCGCACUUUUGUGGGGGUACGUAAUCGUUGUUGGACCAAGACAAGGCACAUCCGUAGAUAGGCGCGGUUCUUAAAACGAACCAGCUUCGGACCUGAUUUGACUCCCUUCCGGAUCUACUGCUUUUGCAUCAACAUCGGACAGCCGAAAUGCGCCCGG
Ectocarpus sp. CCAP 1310/34 is the source of this 1708-nucleotide messenger RNA. NCBI's taxonomy places the organism in Eukaryota, Phaeophyceae, Ectocarpales, Ectocarpaceae. The record is from the annotation of a GenBank genome assembly.